AAAAGGGAAACGGAGUGCCGCGACUGUAAACUUAGACUGUUUAUAACUUUAUAUACUCUGUGGUGCUGGUGCAUAUAAUGCGAUGUAUAAGCUGCGUGCGCAGAUGUGAUACGCGUAGGGGAUGCGUUUAUGUCAUUGAGUCAGCUUGCACCAAUAAAAUUCAAGCGUGUUAAUUGCGCAUACACCACACUCAUAACAAACGUAGCGCUUAGGUGUCUGUCCGCUAACAUUUCUUAAUAGAUUCAUGUUUCAAGUAUGCAAAGACUGAAACAUAUCGUUUUAGGUAUGUAACUUUGAGAAUAAGGGAUGUGGUGACCAGUACCGACCAAUCAAGAAUGUUAUCAUUACAGUAAUGCGGAAAAUGUUUGCUGUUAAGAAGCUAGGCGCAUGUGGAACCACGUACUAGUUCUCCAGUACAUUUUGUAAAUUAGCGAUUCAACAGACGUGGAUAUGGCUUUGGUAGUUAGCAGAUAUUGUGCGAUUACAUUUUUGACGGCUCUUUCACUGCUAGUGUUAUCAGCAAACUUUUAUUUCGUGUAUGUGAUUGUAGACGAAAGAGCUUCAGGCUCUGCACCUACAAAUACAGAGCAGGUUAAAGCAGACAGAAAUUUGAAUGUCUCAUUAUAUAACAAAAACCGACAGAAACAUGUUAAACGUGACUCAUGGUUGUUGCCAUACAAAAAUGCUACCCAAAGUGCUAUUCAGGAAAUUAAGGAAAUAAUCCCAAAGUUGCACAAGAAGUAUUUGCAGAUUUCAUUUUCGUUUAAAGAAAUACUCAGUAAUCUGCUAAAUGAUUUGAAACAAACUAUCAGAGCAUCAAAUAGUUUGUGGGCUGUUGUGGACAAGUGGGUUGGUCCACGUCAGGUAAUACCAGAGAGGUCAUCCUUGCUUGGCACUGUCUUAAACAUGUUAUCUUCAACAAAAAUUAUUCAUGCUGAGAAUGCACAACGGGGCACACAACUGAAAUUGUUGCUGACGUUGGAAGGGGGUCAUAAAGCAGUAUUCAAGCCUCAGUGGUAUUCACGGUCACAGAUAAUAGAAGGUCCUGUUUAUGCGGGCAAGGACAGGCAUAAUGCUGAGGUGGCUGCAUUUCAUCUGUCCUUGCUACUUGGGCUGAGGCGCAGCCCGUUGACGGUUGGACGCAAAAUUAAUUUAAGGAGUGAAGUGAUGCCAGUAGCAGCUGGUAGCCUUCUAGACACUUUCUACCAAGAAGGUAAUGACACAUGUUUAUAUGGAGUGUGUUAUUACUGCAGUCCUCAAGAUCCUGUGUGUGCACACAAAGAUGUCAUGGAAGGUGCACUGAUAUAUUGGUUGCCCGAGUCUUAUAAGCUGAAGAAGUACAGACAUCCUUGGCAGCGCACAUACAAAUUUGAUGCUGUUGCAAGGUGGGAAGUUGAUAAUAACUACUGCACAAAGGUUAUGACUUCACGCUUGUAUAAUCCACAGAAGAGUACUAGAAUUUUAGACCUUAUUGAUGCAGCAGUUUUUGAUUUCCUGAUUGACAAUGGAGAUCGACAUCACUAUGAAGUUUUUGAUAAUGUUUCUAAUUCAAUGGUUUUGCUUUUGGAUAAUGGAAAGAGUUUUGGACACCCAAAACAAGACCAUCUGGACAUACUAGCACCUCUGUACCAGUGCUGCAUUAUUCGGCAGACAACUUGGGAACGUUUGCGAGUCCUAGCUGGUGGAGCACUGAGUUUUUCCAUGGAGAAAUUGUUGCAAGGCAGCCAGAUAGCACCAGUAUUGACAGCUGCUCAUUUGCAUGCGCUAGAUCGCCGCUUGCUUGCAGUAUUUGCAGCAGUUGAGAUGUGUUUCAACCAUGUUGGAGAAGCAGCUGUUCUAUGGAAUAGCCCUAAUGGAUGAAGUAUCUGUCAAUAGCUUCAUGCACAUUGUCUGUAUGUAGUGUUUAUGUUCAUCUUGCCUGUGUUUGUCGUAUAAGCACCACAGAAGAGUUCAGAAAUUUGCAUCAUAUGUCUGAAAGCAUAUAGCUGAAGUUAUGGUACCAAAGGAAAGUUUUCUUGUGUUGUUAACACGAUAAUGAUAUAUUCUGUGUAAGUGAUAGAUGUAACACUACAGUGAUGACACUCCUUCCUCCUUUCUCUUUCUGAGGGUGGAAGUAAGCUAUAAGCCAGCCAGUUUGGGUGGGCAGAGAUUUUAACAAGAGUCCUUGAGUACAUGCAAGAGUCUCAUUGAAUAGCUAUGUACAGUGCUUUUCAAAAAGCUGUGUUUUGUACCAUAAGUUUUUUUAACUGAUCUGAAUAAAUAAAGCUAAUGAAAUUCACAGCUGCUAUAUCGAGUACUGUACAGAAACAAAGCUUACAUUUUGCAUCAUAUUAUAAAAUUUUUCAUGCUAUCACCAUGUUUCAGAACUAAGCAGAUAGGUAAAUUUGUCACUUUUGACAAAAAAAAAAAAAAAAAUUAAAAAGUGCAUAAUCCAUAUAAAAUCUUUUGUAGAU
This is a messenger RNA of Schistocerca cancellata (South American locust), 2453 nucleotides long. RefSeq names its product glycosaminoglycan xylosylkinase. Gene Ontology annotation, cellular component: Golgi apparatus. The transcript has 9 exons. Gene Ontology annotation, biological process: protein phosphorylation. Gene Ontology annotation, molecular function: phosphotransferase activity, alcohol group as acceptor. The coding region runs from base 451 to 1860 and encodes 469 amino acids. The record is from RefSeq and is a predicted model, not a curated record. Lineage: Eukaryota; Metazoa; Arthropoda; Insecta; Orthoptera; Acrididae.